AUGCCAAUGAACGACAAUAACGUGUCACAAAAUUAUAUUCUUCAAAAGAUUAACCAAGGAGUCACAGCUGCCGCUGUCAUGGGAAAUGACGCACCACCUUCGCAUUCAAAAUGGCGUUAUUCGAACCUCGUUGGAUUAGGUAUCGUGGAACCAAAAAAACCUAUUGAAAAACAUUGGACGUAUUCGGAGGGUCAGAGGGGUAUGUAUGGUGAAGAUGAUGAAGUGAUGGAUGACGCACCACGAGAACCAUCGGAAUUAGGGCUACACUAUGAAAAUCAGUAUAAGCCACCUAAUCAUCAACAAGCGGCACCACGACAAGAUGCACUACGACAAGAUGCGUUACGACAAGAUGUGCUACGGCAAGAUGCACUACGACAAGAUGCGUUACGACAAGAUGUGCUACGGCAAGAUGCGCCACGACAAGAUUCGCUACGACAAGAUUCGCUACGACAAGAUUCGCUACGACAAGAUUCGCUACGACAAGGUGCGCUCCGACAAGAUGUGCCACGACACGAUAUUCCACGACAAGAUACGCCACGACUAUACAGGAAUGAUGAUCUAAAACUGGCAAAAGAUACAUCUGCGAAACCGAACAUAGCAGAAGUAACGUUUCGAUUAGUGGGCAGCGGCUUCAGACGCGCUGAAGCUUUAAUAGUCGACAUAAACUCGUCUAAUUCCACCGAUAUGUCAAGCUCGUACUAUCCCAACAGCUCAUCAAGUAGUCCUGCUUCCGCAAAUUCGCCGUCGACACCAGAUGACCCUUUACUCAGCCCGUUGUUAGAACUGAAUGAAGCACUCACGUCUCAAGUAAAGACGGUGAAAAGUAGUAAAAGUUCCGAUUCAGUGAAGGCAAAGCCAGAUAAUGGCGGUUGGAAGGAGAGUUGGGCACAAGGAUACGCCGACAUUUGGUGA
Molecule: messenger RNA, 912 nt
Organism: Paraglomus occultum
Lineage: Eukaryota; Fungi; Glomeromycota; Glomeromycetes; Paraglomerales; Paraglomeraceae
Source: the annotation of a GenBank genome assembly